UCAAGCUCUUACUAUUUCUCUCUUAUAUAAAACCCAUAACUUCGACAGAAAAUAAGGUGCAUCUUUUGAUGAGAACGCCAAUGUUAAAAUGUGAUUUUCAUUCCUAAUCUUGACUCCAUGCAACAAGGAAGGUUCUUCGUCUCCCGGACCUGAUAUGUACAUAGACUCAGAAGAUGAUGAAUCUGAGAGUGAGGAUGAUGAUUUGUCCUAUGAUGAUUAUUAUGAUGAUGAGCAAGAUGAAUCAAUAGAGGGGUCAGAUGUAGAUGCUAGUGAUGAACUUGUUAGUGAAACCAACAGCGAGACCGGAGACUCUGCAGUCAAUGAUGAAUAUGAUAAGGACCAUAAUAUUUCAUAUUCAAGUUCAAAGUCCUCAGAGGUUUGUGACCAUCUUGAAGUCUCAUUGCCUCAGUCUGAAGAUAUCAAAAGCUGUGAAAAUUUCACAAGCCAAAAUAAGACUGCUUCUGCAAAUGACUCCACUAAGCCCACAGAUAUAAUUGAAGGCUUAUCCCCUGACCAAACUACAAUGAAUAGAUCAAAUUGUCCUAGCACUUCUUCAUGUAACGACGCCAUAUCCAAUAGAAAAAUGCAUCGACGCCGCACUGUUUUGGGGCAAAACCAUGGAAGCAAGGACCUUUCCAUGGAAUCCAUUGAUUUUCUAGACGAAAAUGAAGCUGAAGUUGAGAGGCUUGAAGCUGUUAAGACAGAAUUGCAUAGGCAAAUUGCAGAGGAGGUAAAAAUAAAUGUAAAACUGCAGUCUUAUGUGGAAACACGAAAGGAAGCAUUGUUGACUCGAUCACUUUUGUAUGCAAAAAAAAUAUUGAGGAAGAACAAGCCAGAUACUGAAGUUGCAGCCAUUUCAGAAUCUGACAGGUCAAUAAAAAAGCAGGACAGUCAUUUUGGUGGAGCAGGAAACGAGAAUGAGAGAAAACCAGAGUCAACAUCUUUACCAAAUAAACAUUCGCCUAGUUCCAAGAAAUCUGUUGCAAGAGCUGAGCAGGGAGCAAGUUUCACUACUUCUACAAUUACAAGACUAACGUCCAAACUAUACUUUUUGAAGGAUCGCCGUAGUCAGUUUUCAAAUGAAAUACGAAACAUGAAUAAAGGAAAAGCACUUGAACUUCAGCUACCACCUCCAUCUCCCAACGAACGUCAAUCGCCAAAUAAGUCUCUACUUCGAUCCCCAAAUAUGUCUCGAGAAAACGAACGUCAAUCGCCAGUUCCAUCCCCCAAUAAGUCUCGAGGGUUUGAAUUUUACAUGUCUCUUAUGUCUCCAAAAAGGACCCGAGGAUCUGAAAAUCAUUCUCCAUCAACCUCUGAGAAAGUUAGAGGCAAUGAAGAUCAUUCACCUCAAUAUUCAGAAAAACUGAGAAAAUCAGAUAGCCAGCCAUAUCACUCAGAUAGUCAGAAUGAAUCUUCACAAUUAUACUUGAAAAGAGGAAGGUCGGAAGGGAAUAUUCAUAAUGUCGACAAAAGUCAGUUACAUUAAGGCCAAAUAUUUUGUUACACGGCAAAUUCAAGAUGAUAGAAAGACACUGCAAUUAUUCAGCAAUGUUUUUGUCCAGGUGGGGCAUUGCUAUGCCUUUGGCUUAUGAAAUACAAGGCCUAUAUUCGAAGAAGUAGCAUUCUAUGUACUCUUAAAAUAUAGGAUGUAUAGGGAACAGUUCAACCAUCCCCAUGACAUAAGCCAGACUGUUUGAUUACAUAACAUGCUGAUAUUUUCUGGCUCCUUAAUGAGCAUGAUGGUUUUAUUGUUUCAUUCAACUGCAUUAAUAUGACUUGUAUUGUAUAGCCUAAGCUGGAAUUUUCCGAUAGACCUUAGUUCAAUUUCCUUUGCUCUGAAACCAUAGAGCACAAAUUUCAGAUUGCUUGAAUGGCAUGGUGUGUUCAUGUUAUCAGUUCGGGGAAUACCGUGGGAAUAUCAUUCUUUUUGACAAGUUAAUAUCUUUCUAUCAA
Medicago truncatula (barrel medic) is the source of this 1953-nucleotide messenger RNA. Its product is annotated as rho GTPase-activating protein REN1-like. The coding region runs from base 155 to 1486 and encodes 443 amino acids. The transcript is spliced from 9 exons. NCBI's taxonomy places the organism in Eukaryota, Viridiplantae, Streptophyta, Magnoliopsida, Fabales, Fabaceae. The record is from RefSeq and is a predicted model, not a curated record.